Molecule: messenger RNA, 788 nt
Organism: Bombyx mandarina (wild silkworm)
Lineage: Eukaryota; Metazoa; Arthropoda; Insecta; Lepidoptera; Bombycidae
Gene: Tre1
Product: Trapped in endoderm 1
Biological process (GO): G protein-coupled receptor signaling pathway
Cellular component (GO): membrane
Molecular function (GO): G protein-coupled receptor activity
Source: RefSeq, a predicted model, not a curated record
GUGCCUGUUGUGAAUAGACGUGUGGUAGUGUUAAUUUCCUGCGACGUGACGGAUCAAACUUUGAACGUGAUUUAUUUUGUGAACUUUGUGAAUGACUAUAUAAUUUUUCGUUCUGUUUGUUUGUGAUAUCCAAAUUCCUUGAUAUCGUAACGUGUGUCGGCUCCACGAAAACCACAAACAUGGCUGUAAGAACAGAGAUCCCGGUGCAUAAUAAUAUAAUUAUAUAAUAAGGCUUUUUUGGCUCUCUAACUGACAAGUGAAAAAAAGUGUAGUGAAGUGCAAAAAUGUCUUCUAUCGAUAAAAUGUAUAAUUUUACGUUGAGCGACUCGCAGAAUGGGACAUUUUAUCCCACUGAGGCCACGAUCUUGGCCGCUGUCUGUGCGAGCGUAUUCAGCGUUGUUGGAGUAGUUGGUAACUUAGUAACCGCUGUAGCUCUACUCAUGCAUCCGAAGCUAAGAGGCCACGUGACCACAAUGUUCGUGCUCUCCCUCUGCCUCUCCGAUCUACUCUUCUGCGCCAUCAACCUGCCUCUAACAGCUAAUAGGUUCAUCAAGCAACACUGGAGUCUCGGGCCUCAGCUGUGUCAACUAUUCGCGUUCAUUUUUUAUGGAAAUGAAGCCGUGUCACUAUUGUCCAUGGUGGCUAUCACUAUUAACAGUUGGUCGGAAUACUUUAAAAACGCCCCAAGUGAGGUUCUUGCAAAUUUUCCUGGUCAAGUAUUCCCGAGACUGUCGUCGGGGUUUUCUGGUGUUAUGGCCAAACUAUUGCACUUAAGAUACGAAAGCUAA